UUUUCUGAUAUCCACAAGUCUCGUGUAGACCGACCGACAUGGGCAUUCCACAGCAACUUCGUCUCCCAAGGCCCGCCUUUAAAACUUCGCCCUCGUCACCAGCGGCGCCAUGGUGGCCGCUCUUCGCCUCGUGUUUCCUGCUCUCGGCUCUAUCGAUUGCCAAUCUGGGGCUAAUCAACUCCAUGGUCGGAUGGCUCCUCAAGCAAAAACACAAUGUUCAUACCUAUCAAAUCGACUGGCCUGGAAACACGACCCCGUUGAACGUGGAGCCCAAGCACCUGUGGGCCGACCAAGGCCAUGAGAGCAAUGGCGUGGCAGGAUACGGCUUCUUCCUGGGAAUCUUCGGCAUGGUAACGGCGUGGAGAAUGCGGAGCGCUCAAGGGCAGCGCGUGAGGAGUCUAACGGCACUCGUGGUUCUGCUGUCUCUUGCCGUCCUGUUCACCCUGUCGGCUUUCAUCUUCGUCUUUGUAGUCACAUAUCAGACGGCUGGUCAGUCUAUUCGCGAGCCCGUCGCCUCCAACACGGUCGGCAUGAACUACCCAGAGUUUCACUGGACACCCGAGACUUGGUUCAAAGCCGUCUUAGAUCUUCCUCUAGCGGACCCGGCAGUACGAAAGGACAUGGACCACAAGGUCACGAACAUGGUGGCCUGGCGGUGGAUGUUGCUCGUGAUCUUCAUUGCGGAUGUCAUUGCGUUUAGCAUGGCGACUAUGGCCUGGUUGAGGCAGCGUAGGGGUGUCGUUGCGCGAACGGACUCUGCAAACGAUGUAGAAAAGUGAAGACGCUCUGUUACACGUAGUCUCUAUAAUAAUACCCAACAAGCGGCGUCCGUGUAAUAUUACAUGCUGGUUAUUUGACCGCCAAAU
This is a messenger RNA of Exserohilum turcica Et28A, 866 nucleotides long. RefSeq lists its product as uncharacterized. Bases 39 to 779 code for a protein of 246 amino acids. NCBI's taxonomy places the organism in Eukaryota, Fungi, Ascomycota, Dothideomycetes, Pleosporales, Pleosporaceae. The transcript has 2 exons. The record is from RefSeq and is a predicted model, not a curated record.